AUGGAUGAAUCCUCAGCAUUAUACACAGAAAUCCAUCAGUUGGUGAACUGUAACAGUCAUUUGGAAAAGGGCACAAUUGACUAUGUGCAACAAUUGGUACAGCUUCUACAACGUUUCUUCAUUGUGGAUCUUGAACGAGCAAUGGAACUAAAGAUGGAUGAUUUGUUCUGGACAACAAUAAAACAACUAAUCGAUCACAUCCGUGAGGAGAAAGGAAGUGGAAUGCAUAAUAAUUUAGACAAUGUGGUCAACUUGUGUGUGUCAUGGAUGUGCGAUUUAUCCUUAAAGGCAUGCUCGAAAUAUCAACUACCUUGUCAUGAUAUUCCGUCGUUUGUAUCUCUUUCACCUGGACUUCGAGGCGACUGCGCAGAGCUCGUCUCACCUUCGGCAGGAAAUGCAUUCAUCGCAUUUCUCUGUCUUCGACUAGGCGAUUUGUUUAGAUACAAAGGCAAUUACGAUCUUUGUGUGCGACUGUAUAGGUGCAGUCUUCGAGGAAAUCCUUCGUAUGGGGAUCCAUGGAAUCAACUUGGUCUGAUCGCCAGUCUGAAAGCUAAGCCGCUCGAUUCACUCUAUUUCAACGUACGUGCUUUUCAUUGUCCAAUUCCAUUCACCCCAGCUUCGACGAAUAUUUCGAACCUUUUCAGGAAAUACGCCCAGAAAGAGUUCAGCACAAACGACUGUUUUUCCGAUCAAUAUCUUACGAUACUCGCCAGAUGCCAUUUUCUCUUACCAGUACCUGAUCACGCUAUUGCUCAUGUUGGACCACAGCUGACUAAUAGAAAAUUGCUCGUUGCUCCUCUUUCAUUGCUUCAACCGCUAGGAAAUGCACAAGAUGAGAUUCGAGCACGUCAUUCCUUGAUACAACUGUUAACGUUGGCGUUCAACAAGGCCACAGAAUUACUUCUGUGCAAGAAACCGAUACGGUUGCGACCUGAUUUAUUGUUGUGUAUUGUACUCCUCCUAAGGGUCCCAGAUGUCUGUCGAUGUGAUCCGCUUCUAGUAUCAGUUUUGUCUGAAUCUCAACAAGAUGUUAUUUUUGACAAUGAAAAACUGGAAACGUUCAGAUGUUUUUCCGAGUCGGAUCCAUUCGAGUAUCCUGUUAGUUACGGACAAAUAGCUGGUCACCUAUCCGAGCUGGUCGGUGAGAAGGCUGAUGAUAGAAAGGCGUCAACUCAAGGCAAUUCGCGGUGUAGACGUCGACGUACCGUACUCUGCGCACCACAGCAUCAAUUCCCGUCGACGAACACAGAACCGGACCUUUAG
Messenger RNA from Necator americanus (New World hookworm), 1263 nucleotides. RefSeq lists its product as uncharacterized. Gene Ontology annotation, molecular function: protein binding; telomeric repeat DNA binding; telomerase RNA binding. Gene Ontology annotation, biological process: nuclear-transcribed mRNA catabolic process, nonsense-mediated decay. The record is from RefSeq and is a predicted model, not a curated record. The coding region runs from base 1 to 1263 and encodes 420 amino acids. NCBI's taxonomy places the organism in Eukaryota, Metazoa, Nematoda, Chromadorea, Rhabditida, Ancylostomatidae. The transcript has 11 exons. Gene Ontology annotation, cellular component: telomerase holoenzyme complex.